This is a messenger RNA of Physella acuta, 2521 nucleotides long. RefSeq lists its product as uncharacterized. The record is from RefSeq and is a predicted model, not a curated record. Lineage: Eukaryota; Metazoa; Mollusca; Gastropoda; Physidae. Gene Ontology annotation, molecular function: protein binding.
GGGCAGGAGAGAGAAAUAUCAUUAGGAGAUUAGUGCAAGGGGAGGAAAUCACGAAUUUCGGGCUUACGUCCCCUUAGAAUACAACAACGUUGUCAUUGAUUUCGUCAAACGGUGCAGACAGCGACAAAGGGAGUUAAUCGAAUCGCUGUUGUUCGACAAAGGAUUAUCUGCGGACUUUCUGGGCAAGAUUCUGGAAUUUAAAAUUCUCUGACAGCGACCAUCUGUGGACUGGAUAACACGCUGGAUAAUUUGGUCAGUUGGACCACUGGUCAGAGAAUGAGCUAAAACGUGGACUGGACAAGAUUUGAGUGCCAGAAAUGUGAAGCUAGAAAGCUCCAUGCCAGUUAACGUCACGUGAUCGCUGCAAGCUAUUUGACGGGCAGGGCGUAGCACGAUAGAAAUGAAGGAAUGAAAGGGCUGAUGAGGUCUCUUGCUUUGGCGAUGUUGUUGCUCAUUCCUUCACACACACUUGAAACGGGCAUUGAUAAAGGUACUGUCCACUGUUCCAGAGAGAAAGGUAGCGACGUUCUGAAGGCAGAGAAAGGUGACCACGGCUUCAUUGUGUCAGGCGGCUACCCAGGGAACUACAGCACGGGGGGCAAGUCGGGGCUGUGGUGCCAGAUCCACAUCCAGGUCUGUAGCACGUGCAAGCUCAGGAUCAAGUUGGAAGAACUCAGCUUCGCUCACUGCACGCUCAAUAGGAAUAGGGGAGCGAACAGGGACUGGUGCCAUCCUGGGUGCGACCACAUCCACAUCCACGAAGUAGAUCCGCCAUACAACAAGGUCACCAACCGGGACUACUUUCUUGGCAACGAGACGGAGUACACCUCCAUUUCCGGCAACAUCAAAAUACGUCACUGCGCGGGAAAUACCAGCGUGGAGGAUGGCAAAAGAUUCAAAAUUGCUUACAAAGUUGUUGACAAGAACGAGCUACACCAAGGCAUCGUGUCCCAAUAUGGCGAGGUCCACAAGACAGUUGUCUCCCCCAACUUCCCCCAUGGAUACGCCCUCAACGGCGAGACCUUCACCUUCGUGAUACAAAACCUUGACCCCUAUGGUCACAUCCGGCUGAUGUUUGAAGACUGGGAUAUUGCGCCAGAGAGUAAAGUUCGGAUCUAUGACGGGAUCUCCAACAAUGCCAACCACACGGUGCUAGAGAGGUUCUCACGUCCUCUCUUUGUGUCCACCUCCAACACGCUGGCCAUCGUCUUCUCCACGGGCGUCCACAGCUCACCUGGCGGGGUGACCAAUGACUGCUGCUAUUACAUCGGGUUCAAGGCCGAGUACCAGUUUGUCUCAGACCUAGAGUGGCGAGAAAGACCUGACACCUCAUGUAGUGAGACCCACCCCAUGCAGGGGGGUGGCAUGAUAUCAUUUACAGGGGCGUUGUCUUCAGCUCCCAGGUUCUAUGAUUGUGUCUGGCUCAUCAAGCGCUACAACUCUUACAGUUCCAACACACCGGAUGCUGUGGUCUUGAGACUGCGGGAAGUUCUGCUGGGCGACGGCUGGCUCCGGUACGGCAAAAGGAAUGUUCUGGAAAUCAGGAACGGCGUCAGCUCCGAGGCGCGGCUCCUAGCCAGAUUUACGUCACGCAACCUGACCGACAUUCCGGCCGUGAUUACGUCACAGACCGGCCUGUACAUCCGGCUCAGAGGGGGCUACUACAGCACGGACAAGCUGUCCUUCAUGUUUACAGCCGUGAAGAACGUCACCAAAGGGGGUGAAGGUUGCCCUGGAUACACAGACUUCCUGUGUAAGAACCUGCUGUGUAUCGACCAGGAGCUAAUGUGUGAUAACGUUGACCAUUGUGGGGACGGCUCUGACGAGAGCCCCACGUUGGAUUGCUCUGUUACAGAUAUGAUGAAGCACAGGUUUAAGUGGAGCAUGGCUUAUAUCACUGAUACCACUCUGUCUAACAAACCUGCCUGCAACGGCAUCCUCUGUGGCGACACCUGCAUCACCUUUGACCAGGUGUGUAACGGGAUCGUCGACUGCGCAGGACAGGAAGAUGAAAGAGACUGUGCCAAUGCAGUGACACCAAGGAACAGUACAACCAAGCCCCUCCCUGUCAUGUUGAUAUUGCUUCUGACUACCUUAUGGCAUUUAGUAAAACACACAACCAACAGAUGACAGAGAAUGUGGUUCUAAUUUGUUUUAAAGUGCUUUAGGCUUUAUUAUCAUUUUAUUUAUCAUUUUAAAAUUUUGGACAUGAACUGAACAGCAACCCAUUUUAAAUUGACCUGUUCUUUAGUGUGGUGCAACUCUUACAAUUGCCUUUGUAUUCAGUGUAAAAUAUUUUCAUUCUCAUUGUUGUGAUAUGUCUGACUUUUGUGAUAUGUUUCACAAAAUAUGGGCCAUAAUGUUAUUCUAUUUUGCAUAUGUCCUCUCAUUACAAUGUAUAAUUAAUAUAAUAUUUAUAUUUCAAUUAUUAUUUGUAUAUGUUCAAUUUUCCUGGAACUUCUGUACAAGUGUUAUGUAUGAGAACUUCUGUGCUAAUGUGAAUAAGAACAUUCUUGGAUUU